AUGUUCAAUUUAUAAUCAUUUUCGUAAAAUUAUCCAGGGCGAGCGCGACUCUCCAUUUUAUCAAAAAUUGUACGUUACUGAUGCUGAAAUGGUCGCGCAUGGGCGAGAAUACCCGGCUCGAAUCCCAACACUGGUGUCAGAUUGCCAGAUCCGUACAUUGAGCGAAAGCUAAGUCGCAUGCGUAUUCUUUCUUAGCUUGGUAGAUCUCGUGAUUUAUGUGGUGUAUACAUACAGGAUCUCGAUGACGUUUGUACGCGUAUUUUCGCGAACGUGAAGAUAUAAUCACGCGGUUUGUUUAUCGAACGCUAUACUCGUCGAAAAUGUUGAAAUCUCUCCUGUAAGAGAAGUAUAAUCUGAUGUGUUGAGUGACAGUGUGAAACGAAACAAACAGUUGGUUGCGUUGGUUGUGUACGAUCUUUCUCGAACGCAGUGUGUUAUGUAUUAUACGCAGAGGUUCCUGUAGAUAAAUAUUAUAUAUUGCCGCGAGUUAACAAUUGCACAUUUUUCAUUGCUCUUUUUAAUACGUAUCACUUGCGAUUUAUACAUAAACGCACAUACAUAUUCCUUUUUUCUGAUUAAAUUACGAAACACGGAUAGUAGAGGUUAGCGUCUCACAAAUAGUCCAAGGAUUCUCGCAUUGUGUUACAAAUUCUUCGAUCGAUCGAUCUUGAAAUUUGUUUAUUGUAUCGCUGUUUUUCCUGAUAUUCGUGCCAAAAGUGAACGUUACACAACAUAAAUGCUUCUGUGAAAUUCUUCGGAAGCAUUGCUUUGUUCACGACGCACAUUCUAACAAUAAGAUUGAAGAAACGUACUCUUAUCGUGGGGUCAAAUGACAAAUACAAUGGGAGGAACCAAUCUUCACACACCACCUUCCAUAUUUCAAUAUAUGGUGGGCCAGCAAAGCACUUCCCAACAGCCUCCUGGCCAAUGGAUGCAAAUGCCACAAGUCCCUCCAAUGUCAAUACCCUGGAGUGUGCCCUCUCUUCAACAGCAGGAAGUAGUCAAAUUUCAAGAGUCAUUUCUCCAUCAGAAGAGAAAACUCGACACUUCUGAUCUGAUGGAUACGAGGCAAACAAAACAGUUUAUAACAGAAGAGAAAAUGGCUGCACAUUUCAAAGAUUUGCACAUUAGUUCUAAAUAUCAUGGCCAAUCCUCAACAUCUUCAACAACUGAUGCGCAAACAACUAUUCCUAAGGGAUUGCUAGAUCUAGAAAUAGAUGCAGCCAAUACAGAUCAGAUAAAAUCUGGACCUAGAUUGAUUUUGUCUGAAGAAUUGAAGAGAAUCCAACAGGAGCCUAUUCUACCAAAUUCCUUGUUAUCCAAAUUAGAGAGGCCCUCCAUGGCUUUAGUGCUUUGGGAACCACCAAGUCGACAUCUGCGUAUGUUGCCCACAAGGGAUACACCGACUCCGAUUCCUGGCGGGUCUGAUGAUAACAAUAACAGCAAUAGCAACAACAAUAAUAACGAAGAUGUUUCCGACCUGAAUCAAACAUCAUCGAGUAAUUCUUCACUUUUCGAGCCUAUGGAAUUAUGAAGGUAUACUUUCCAAGUGGCUGAGGAGGAUGUCCACUGCUUCCUUUGUGCGACCAGACACUGCUACCAAUCGAGGCAAAUCAUCAGAAGGUGCUCCAUUGUUCACUUUCUCCUUCGUGAACGAUUUCAGCAAAACGUGAACAUUUGCGCCACCGAAACCGAACGAGUUUAUCCCUACGUAGCCACCCUCCCAUGGAGUUGGUUCCGUAACUACUUGAAGUUUUCCUUCCUCGAAACAUUUCACACCGUUCGUUGGACUUGUAAAGUGCAAAUUUGGUGGAAUUAAACCGCUUUCCAUCGCAAUGAUGACCUUGAAA
Ceratina calcarata is the source of this 1850-nucleotide messenger RNA. RefSeq names its product rho GTPase-activating protein gacM. Lineage: Eukaryota; Metazoa; Arthropoda; Insecta; Hymenoptera; Apidae. The transcript has 5 exons. The record is from RefSeq and is a predicted model, not a curated record. The coding region runs from base 830 to 1534 and encodes 234 amino acids.